This is a messenger RNA of Exaiptasia diaphana, 1932 nucleotides long. RefSeq lists its product as uncharacterized. Gene Ontology annotation, molecular function: nucleic acid binding. The transcript has 5 exons. NCBI's taxonomy places the organism in Eukaryota, Metazoa, Cnidaria, Anthozoa, Actiniaria, Aiptasiidae. The record is from RefSeq and is a predicted model, not a curated record. The coding region runs from base 268 to 1455 and encodes 395 amino acids.
UGUUGAGUUCUCAACCGCGUACCAACUCCGCCAAAAACACAAACGUACCUCUGGGGAGGGGGGGGUGGUUAAGAUUUUGCUAUGUAACUUAGUAACCACUCCUUCAGAAUCAACAUGUCGGAUACAACCACUUCCAAUUCGGAGUUGAUUCAUGCAGUAAAAUCUUCUAUUAAUGAUGUUAUUGUGAAAAUAGAUGCACUGGAAAACCUCAUUAGUAAUAAGAUUAGACUUAAUAAAUAAUAAAUAGGAAAUAACUUAAUAAAUAGGAUGCUUGUAAAUAUGAACGUUCCUGACGAUAUAAUUAACUCGAUGCUCGGGAUGUACGAGACAAUGAAAGAUUUGGAAAGAAGGAGCACAGAUCAUACAGCAGUUAAUGAGAAUGCAUACAAGGCUAGCCUAAAUUUCAAUGGUCACCGUGGAAGACCAGCUUUUAAAAUUUCAUCCGAACAGCUAUCCUUUUUACUGGAGCAAGGAUUCAGUGUUCCAAGCAUCUUUCAGAUGUUGGGUGUUGGAUGUCGAACUGUUGAAAGACGAAUGUCGGAAUAUAAUCUUACAGUUGCAGGAACUUACAGUACCAUCAUUGACCAUGACUUGGAUGAUUUAAUCAGAUCUGCCCAGCAAAGCCACCCAAACAUUGGUAUAAGACUUGUUAAAGGUUUUUUGCUAAGCAAAGGACACCGUGUCCAAAGAGAAAGGAUACGGCAGUCACUUCUGCGUACAGAUCCUCUAGGAAUGGUGAUAAGGUUCAAAGAARCCGUACAACGUAGGAAGUACAAUGUCCAUUCACCAUUGUCUUUGUGGCACAUUGAUGGACAUCAUAAACUGAUAAGGUGGAGAAUAGUUGUCCAUGCAGGAAUUGACGGGUUCUCAAGGAUCCCAGUAUAUAUCCAUGCCUCAGAUAAUAAUGAAGCAUCCACUGUUUUAAAUUUGUUUGUGUCUCCAGUCAAUGAAUUUGGCUUGCCCUCCCGUGUGAGGUCUGACAAGGGGGGAGAGAAUGUUGAUGUGGCAUGGUUUAUGCUUUCGCAUCCACAAAGAUGUCCUGGAAGAGGAAGMAUGAUUACAGGCAAAAGUACCCAUAAUCAGAGAAUUGAAAGGCUCUGGAGGGAUGUCUUUGAGGGAUGCAUCAGUUUGUUUUAUGACACGUUCUAUCGAAUGGAACAAUGUGGUAUACUAGAUCCAAACAAUGACAUUCACCUAUGGUGCUUGCAUUUUGYUUUUCUGCCUCUGAUUAAUAGGCAUUUGGCAAGCUGGAAAGAUACUUGGGUUCACCAUCCCAUUAGAACUGAGAAAMACUUCUCACCAAUGCAAUUAUGGAUAAGAGGGCUCAGUAGUGUGCACAGAAGCAAUUCUUUGAUUAGCAGAGAAGUAUUGGAAAGGAGGACUUCCAAACCUACGGUAUCGACUGGGAAGGACCAGUUCCAUCAUCUUCUGAUACAGAUGUUGAGGUUCCAAUAACUAGAUGUCCACUUAAUGAGCAAGAAUUGCAAGCAUUACACAGCAUGAAUUUGUCAAGUUUCUYCMUUGAUGAUGCCCUUGAACAGUUUGUCCAAGUCAUAGUCCAUUGAUCCAAGUCAUAGUCAAUAAUUUAAAACUCUGUACAAUUUAAAUGUGUUAYGCUUUAAUUGAAAACUCUGAUCACAAGCCAGCAAUUUCUGAUUACCAUUACACAUAGCAGUAAUCAAUUUCAUGAAACAACACUAGCAUUUAAAAUAUACUUAAUAUCUAAUAUAAGCAUUGCCAAAUAGUUGUCAAGUUGUUAAAAGUUGUAAAAAAGAUGGCUGCAAUAAAGUUCUGGUAGCAUAAUUACUAGAAAAUUUCAACUUUCCUUCUAGGAAGAAUUAUUGUUGAGAAACAAUAAUAGUUCCUAAAUACAACUAUAACUUUGUUUGUACUAACAAGUAUAAAAUGUAGAGCAGAGUCACUUGAACCAUG